AUGCCAGGGACAGGGAAGAGAUGGGAGACCAAGAGGGAUGGGCUGGGUGUCGCUCUAGGCCAGCGUGACACCAUGCCAGAGUCAGGAGCCAAGGCUCACGGAGAACCUAGAAUCCCUUGCGGGCUGCGGCCGGCAUCUGUCCCGAUGUGGCUCCUCCCGGUGCUCCUCAUGCUCCCAUUCCUGGGAGAAAGGGGUGAAGGAGGCCGGCCGGUGACCCCGUCUCUCCACCAGGGAGCGGCUUCACCCCGGCAGUGGCCCUGGCAGGUCAGCCUGCGUGACCGGGGCCAGCAUGUCUGCGGGGGCAGUCUCAUUGGCCACCAGUGGGUGCUGACCGCUGCCCACUGUGUCUCCAGCCCACCAGGCUCCGCGAGCCUGCAGGACCUGAGGGUCCAGCUGGGAGAGGCUGCGCUGUACUCCCGUCCCCGGGGCUCCAUCUCCGUGGCUGUCGUCCGCGCCAUCCAGCACCCCUUCUUCACCGGGGACGCUCUCCAGGGCGGUGAUGUGGCUCUUGUGAAGCUGGCACGCCCCGUGCCUUUCUCCAGCACCAUCAGACCCAUCGCCCCGGCUCCACCAGGCUCAGACUUCCCUGCAGGCUCCCUCUGCUGGGUGACCGGCUGGGGGGACGUCCAGCAGGACGUGGCCCUGCCUGAGCCCCGCAGGCUGCAGGAGGCAAACGUGCGCGUGGUUGGCCUAGACAGCUGUCGCAGGCUCUACUACCCAGAGCCCAUCACCAAGAACAUGCUCUGCGCUGGUGACGUCCAGGGCCAAAAGGGAUUCUGUGAGGGCGACUCCGGGGGCCCCCUGGUCUGUCAGCUGCGGGACAGGCGCUGGGUGCCGGCAGCGGUGGUGAGCUUCAGCAGGGGAUGUGCUGAGCCCGGACUCCCCGGGGUGUAUGCCCGGGUCUCUUCCUACUGGGCCUGGAUCCAGCGCCACCUGCUCCCGCCCGGGCACUUUCGCAGGAACUUCCGCAGGGGCUGA
This is a messenger RNA of Lontra canadensis (Northern American river otter), 978 nucleotides long. Its product is annotated as serine protease 33-like. Gene Ontology annotation, biological process: proteolysis. The record is from RefSeq and is a predicted model, not a curated record. Lineage: Eukaryota; Metazoa; Chordata; Mammalia; Carnivora; Mustelidae. Gene Ontology annotation, molecular function: serine-type endopeptidase activity.